Messenger RNA from Pecten maximus, 3196 nucleotides. Its product is annotated as methylthioribose kinase-like. NCBI's taxonomy places the organism in Eukaryota, Metazoa, Mollusca, Bivalvia, Pectinida, Pectinidae. The transcript has 8 exons. Bases 80 to 1243 code for a protein of 387 amino acids. The record is from RefSeq and is a predicted model, not a curated record.
GUUAUCUAGACUAUAUAUCACGUGUGUAAAUAUCACACUAACUGUCAGUGAGGCCAUUAUAUAAUAAUCAGGCGCUACUAUGGCCUGUGUGGGAGGACUUGUUGGAGAUACUGAUCAAUUUCUCAGGGUUGUACGAAGUCACGCCCACCUCGAGGAUAACCUCGCUUUUGUCCGUGAACCUGAUAAUGUGGAGAUUGUGGCUGUAGGAGAUGGCAACCUCAACGAUGUCGCCAGGUUGAAAGACAGACGAAACAGCAACUCUAGUGUCAUCGUCAAGUAUGCCCCUCCAUUCAUCAAGUGUUUGGGCCCAGAGUACCCCCUGGCAGUUGAGAGAGGAAGCGUUGAAUUCCAGGCUUUGGUCAAGUUUAACACUGCAUCACCUGGCAGCUGUCCUCGAACCUAUUUUUAUGACUCGACCGCAAGAAUCAUCUGUAUGGAAGAUCUGAGAUCAUACAAAGACCUACGCCGGGAGAUUAUACAAGGAGUACUCAGUGAUGAGGCGGUAAAAUGUAUUGCUAAGCACAUUGCUAUCGUGCAUAGACAGAAUCAUGUCGCCAAACUCAGCACCCCCGACAUGGAAGCCCUGCUGAAACUGUUCGGUUACACAGACCUGGUACAACUGACCGAGCAGUUCGUAUUUACCAAACCAUUUACGAAGGAUGACCCGACCAAUAAAUUCUCUGAAGAGGUCAGCAUGCAUGCCCACCUUGUCUACGACAAUCCACAAGUUCUAGCUAACGCAGAAAAAAUGAAAAAGGUCUUCCUGGAAAAGAAGGAAUGUUUGAUACACGGUGACCUACAUACUGGGUCCAUAAUGGUUUGCAACGAUUCAGCCAAGUUGAUGGACAUUGAAUUUGCGUUUGUGGGUCCUGGAGCAUUUGAUAUAGGAUGUUUGAUAGCUAACUAUAUAAUGUCUUAUUACCAACACAUGUCGGACGGCAACCGGCAGUUUGCUUACCGUACUAUUGACUUCUGUAAACUUACAGGAAAAACCUACUUCGAGAACAUGACCAGUUACACAGGUGAUAUGGACGGCUACAACAAGAACUUCGUGUCUGAAGUGGCUGGUUUCGCAGGCUGUGAGAUAAUUCGCAGAAUACUCGGAGCGGCCCAUGUAGAAGAUCUUGAGGGCAGACCUUUGGCUGCAGUCGACGCCCUCGGAGCUGGAGUCAGGCUGAUAGUUGCUAAGGACAGGAUCGACACAGUGGACAGAUUGAUGGUUAUUGCUCAUAUGCUGACUUGAUACAGCAUUACAUAAUGUAUUCGGUGUUCACAAAGACCAUUUCUGGUGUUACACAAUGUGUUCAGGUAUUGUCGUCAGUUGUGAUAAGUUUAUCAUUGUCAGUAUAUUUUUCUCUAGGAAUAGCAUCUGGAAUUUACUUCAUUACUAGCGCAAAUUCUGAUUGGUAUAGACUUAUUUAUACCAAAGUGUAACGGCCAUUGGUCCAGAGACAGCGUCAGGCUGAUCUCCAAAUUGUGACAAUUGUAAAUCACGUGCAUUUGUCGGCUUUGUGUGACACGUUGGUUGUAUAUUUGGCUAUGUAAAUAGCAUAUCCAGUGACAUUAACAAGCCUAUAAAUCACUAAUGUGGUGCAGUGGAACCAGAAGUAACUGGAUCACCAUGGGUCUUGUUGUUGACAUGUAACUUGUUAAGCUGUGUGUUAAUUUCGGCAAAACAUUUAUAGGGAUUGCCUAUUUAGAUGAACUUUAAACUUUAAAGUUGCUAAACAGUGUUAAACGUCAUUUUUACCUUUUACUUUUUGUAUAACAAUCCUUUACAUUUUUAACGUAAUUAACCGUAACAUUGACAUUGUGUAAUCAGUUAGAUUAUGUAAUUAGUUAGAUUUUGUAAUUAGUAACAUUGUGUAAUAAAUUAGAGUUUGUAAUUAUUUAGAUUAUGAAAUUAGUUGCAUUGUGUAAUUAGUUAGAUUGUGUAUUCAGUUAGAUUAUGUAAUAAGUUAGAUUGUGUAAUCAGUUAGAUUGUGUAAUUAGUUAGAUUAUGUAAUUAGUUAGAUUGUGUAAUCAGUUACAUUGUGUAAUUAGUUAGAUUGUGUAAUCAGUUAAUUGUGUAAUUAGUUACAUUGUGUAAUCAGUUACAUUAUGUAAUUAGUUACAUUGUGUAAUCAGUUAGAUUGUGUAAUUAGUUAGAUUGUGUAAUCAGUUAGAUUGUGUAAUUAGUUACAUUGUGUAAGUAGUUAGAUUGUCUAAUCAGUUACAUGGUGUAAUUAGUUAGAUUGUGUAAUCAGUUAAUUGUGUAAUUAGUUACAUUGUGUAAUUAGUUAGAUUGUGUAAUCAGUUACAUUGUGUAAUUAGUUACAUUGUGUAAUCAGUUACAUUGUGUAACUAGUUACAUUGUGUAAUUAGUUAGAUUAUGUAAUAAGUUACAUUGUGGAAUUAGUUACAUUGUGUAAUUAGUUACAUUGUGUAAUCAGUUACAUUGUGUAAUUAGUUACAUUGUGUGAUGGGUUACAUUGUGUAAUUAGUUAGAUUGAGUAAUUAGUUAUAUUGUGUAAUCAGUUACAUUGUGUAAUUAGUUACAUUGUGUAAUCAGUUACAUUGUGUAAUUAGUUACAUUGUGUAGUGAGUUACAUUGUGUAACUAGUUACAUUGUGUAACUAGUUACAUUGUGUAAUCAGUUACAUUGUGUAAUCAGUUACAUUGUGUAACUAGUUACAUUGUGUAAUUAGUUAGAUUAUGUAAUUAGUUACAUUGUGUAAUAAGUUACAUUAUGUAUUUAGUUAGAUUGUGUAAUUAGUUAGAUUGUGUAAUCAGUUAGAUUGUGUAGAAGAACUUAAUGUAACAGUUACACUAAAAUUACCUUUUAAUUUUAUGAAAUAUUAGUCGCACGUUUUACCAAAAGAUAAGUAGUUACUUUACAUUUUGAUUUGUCAUACUAAACUCACAUAACAUUCUAAAAACAUAUACAUAAAUUAUCUUACUGCAAAUAACUAUACACACACAUAUAUAUAUAAAGAAAUAACAAUACUUACAUCAACCACAUUAGGUUCACAGAAUUCCGAGACACACUUGAACAGCCACCUCGACGCAGACACACGCAGAUAAAAACUAAUUCAGACCAAAACACAUGCUCGGAUUUCGGAAUCCGGAUUAAUACUAAAAUUCCACCAACAUAUUUACGCAUUUAUUUUCUUCACUUGAUUAUCAUUAUUUUUUUUUGUAGUACUUUUUUAUUGAA